This is a messenger RNA of Linum trigynum, 3054 nucleotides long. Lineage: Eukaryota; Viridiplantae; Streptophyta; Magnoliopsida; Malpighiales; Linaceae. The record is from the annotation of a GenBank genome assembly.
CAAGUUGUAGGAAAUUAAUUUUUAGAUGUAAUCAAUAAAUUAAAUAUAUAUAAAUUCAUUGUUCUAGUGAGAUAUUAAAAGAUAUUAAUUAAAUGUAUACCACGAUUUUUUGUAUUUAGUUUAUGAACGAGCUUGCAUCUUUCUCUCUCUGCAAUACUUUGAUUAGCAAUUUGACCAAUUAAUAAAAUUCUCGAAAAAGUAUUGCCUUCUGUACUAAAAAGGGAAAAAUUCUUAGAAUUUGAGGAGAAGUUUUUCCGAAAAAACUUGAGACAAACCCAAACCCACCAUUUUUUUUUUUAAUUUUUGGUUAAUAUUCCUCGCCAUGUUUCCGCCACACAUUGACAGGCCUGAAUAAAAAAAAAGGCGGGAGAAGCGGGGAAGCAAAUGGACCAUGGACGUCGGUAAUUUUCCCCCACAGUUUUUCCUGGUUCGACAGAAUUUUGGCUACUCCAAAGCAAAACUAGGAAACGAAACAAGAAAGCCCCAAAAAAAGCAGCAAUGGUCAACGGCGUCGUUGGUGUGGCUUCACCCCCUACAAAUUACUAUCGGUUUCAACACCACCUCAACCCUCUCAUUCUGAUCUGGGUUGUACCUGAGCAAGGUACAUCCAUAUCUCCUCUUCACCUCCACGCUUCCCUUGACCUCCCUUUUUCAAUUUAGUUGAUUGGAUUUGGAUUACCCUCCAUUCCAUGCUUGCUCUUGAAGCUCCUACCUCAGGUUUCUACCGCAAUUGUUAGGGUUUGGUCAGGAGACUCGCCCAUUAAUUGUUAGGGUUGUGGCGUGUUGGAGGAUCUCUGCCAUACCCAUUUACGGUAUUGAUCCUUCUUGUUGCUGGGUUGCCAUUAAACUGAGCAGAUUUUUUUUUCUUUUUUCCAUUUUGAAUUUUUUAUUGGGAAUGUGAUUCUUUUUUGUUAUCUGUGUAGAAACUUAGCCCAGUAUGCCUCCGUUUAUAUUCUUCCACCGGGCAAGGGAAACUUUCGCAGCCGAUGAGUUGGGGUUAGAAAUAUUGGAAAUUGCAAUUCCAGCUGCACUGGCUUUGGCAGCAGAUCCCAUUGCUUCUCUGGUUGACACUGCUUUCAUUGGCCAUAUAGGUCCUAUUGAGCUAGCGGCAGUUGGUGUUGCAAUUGCCGUGUUCAAUCAAGUGUCAAAGAUUGCAAUAUUUCCAAUCGUCAGUGUCACAACUUCUCUGGUCGCUGAGGAAGAUGCCAUUGCAACAUUGAGUUCUGAUGAACGGGAGAGUAUAGAAUUACUAGAUACUUCUCCUACUAGUGUCAAAGAAACAGAUGAAUUGUUACCCAAACAUGGUGCAUCACUUGAUUUAACACCAUCGUCAGCCUCUAGCUUCAAAAAGGGACAGUUUGAGAAAAGACACAUCCCAUCUGCUACUUCAGCGCUGGUUGUUAGUUGUGUACUUGGUUUGGUCCAAACUAUGUGUCUCAUCAUUUUUGCUGAACCUGUUCUCAUGUACAUGGGUGUGCAUAAGGAUUCUCCUAUGCUAAUGCCUGCACGAAGAUACUUAGUCUUGAGGUCACUCGGUGCUCCUGCAGUUCUUUUUACUUUGGCUAUGCAAGGGGUUUUCCGGGGAAUCAAGAACACAAGAACUCCUCUAUUCGCUACAGUUGUGGGAGAUGCCACAAACAUUGUCCUAGACCCCAUAUUCAUAUUUUUAUUCCGAUUGAAUGUCAGUGGAGCUGCCAUUGCACAUGUUAUUUCUCAGUACGUGAUGUCCCUGCUCCUUCUGUGGAAAUUAGUUCAACAAGUUGAUAUAUUACCUCCAACAGUCAGCGAUCUGCAACUCGGUCGCUUUCUCAAAAGUGGAUUCUUGUUGCUAAUGAGAGUGAUAGCUGCAACAAUUGUUGUUACCCUGGCAGCUUCUUUAGCCACUAGGACUGGACCAACUGCAAUGGCAGCAUUUCAGGUUUGCUUGCAGAUUUGGCUGGCAACCUCCUUGCUUGCUGAUGGCCUCGCUGUGGCUGGACAGGCAAUCAUUGCAAGUGCUUUUGCAAAGGAAGACCUUGACAGGGCAGUGGACACUUCUGCUCGUGUGCUACAAUAUGCUGUGGUUCUAGGGGUAGCACUCGCCGCCAUCCUCUAUCCUGGGUUGUAUUAUGGUGGAAUAUUAUUUACCAAAGAUGAGGAUGUCUUGAGACUUAUUAGACUUGGUGUCCCGUUUGUUGCAAUAUCUCAACCUGUCAACGUUUUAGCCUUCGUCUUCGAUGGAGUUAACUUUGGAGCAUCUGAUUUUGCAUUUUCUGCAUACUCGAUGAUCUUUGUGUCAUUCAUAAGUAUAUUUUGCCUCUCUAUGCUGACUGUGGGCCAAGGAUUUAUCGGCAUCUGGGUUGCUUUGACCUCGUUCAUGACUAUGCGUACGUUGGCUGGCUAUAUUAGGAUAGGAGCUGGCGUUGGACCUUGGAAGUUUCUGAGGACAAAUGCAUGAACAUGAAGACCAAAUUUCUCCAGUUUCAUUACUAUUAUUAUCAUGAUCUGGGGUUAAAACACAGAGUAGCCUGAUUGCAGCACGAACCGACUCAAUGGAAUUCGACUGCUGUACAUAUUGCAGAAGAUGGGCAAUAUGUAGGGUACAUGAAGUUACUGAGAACUCUUUUUGUUCUAUUUGGGGCAUUCAUUGUUCAGUUUGGUCUCUAUUCUUUUGGGAUAGGGGAAUAUAGACUAGUAUAUACCUUUAAUUCUUUGAUUGUUUUCUUGCAAGUUUUGUGCUCUAAAGGAGAGGGAGAAAAGAGGGGGGAUAUGGUGAACUGUAAUUGUAAUGCUACUUAAACGUUUGCUUGACUAAGCAAACAUUUGUACUUUCUUUGCUAACGAAUUGAACUAAGUUCGUGAGUGGGUCAUUAUAUUGAAUUAGUUUAACUGAUUCAAGCCCUCACAACUUUAUAUUAUUUGGUUGACUCAAAUGGGUGUCAAAUCUAAUAACCAACUUCUCCAAUCAUAAUACCUUGGUGAUAUUUGACAGGAUUUUUUUACGGUAUAUAUUGAUAUGAAAAAUAGUAGAAUAGUAAGUUUGUAAAAGUAGCAAAAUAAAGAGAUAUUUAUGGC